Amphiprion ocellaris (clown anemonefish) is the source of this 1374-nucleotide messenger RNA. It is a transcript of the gene nudc, whose product is annotated as nudC nuclear distribution protein. Bases 122 to 1123 code for a protein of 333 amino acids. Gene Ontology annotation, cellular component: cytoplasm. The record is from RefSeq and is a predicted model, not a curated record. Gene Ontology annotation, biological process: protein folding. The transcript is spliced from 9 exons. NCBI's taxonomy places the organism in Eukaryota, Metazoa, Chordata, Actinopteri, Pomacentridae.
GGGGUUUGUUUCCAGGAAGUGUUCAGCGUGACUCUCCUGGCCUAACGUUUUUGCAAAUUUAACUUUUGGACUGCCGUUUGCGCCGCUGCCACUUUAUUAAAUCGUUUAAUCUUCCUCCAGUAUGGGUGACGAUGAAGAAAAGUAUGAUGGGAUGUUGCUUGUUAUGGCGCAACAACACGAAGGAGGAGUCCAAGAGUUAGUAAACACAUUUUUCAGCUUCCUUCGACGCAAAACCGAUUUCUUCACCGGUGCAGAUGCAGGUGCUGCAGAGAAGCUGGUCAACGAUGCCUUUGCUCACCACAGUAAGCUUGCACUGAAGGCCCACAAAGAGAAGCAGACAAAACAGGAGAAGGAAAAGAAAGAGAAAGCCGAAAGAGCUGCCAAACUUGCAGAGGAAGAGAGGAAAAAGAAAAAGGACGAUGGUCCCAGAAUUCAGGAACUGACUGACGAGGAAGCGGAGAAGCUUCAGUCUGAGCUUGACAAGAAGAAGAAAGAAGAGGAGGACUCAAAAAAGACAUCUGACAAAGCAGAAAAAGAGAAGACAGAAAAAGAGAAGGGGUCUGACUCUGAAGGAGAGGAGGACGAGAAGGACAAAGACAAACUGAAGCCUAAUUCAGGAAAUGGAGCCGACCUGCCCACCUACAAGUGGACACAGACCCUGUCUGAAGUUGACCUGGCAGUGCCUUUCGAUGUGAAGUUCCGCAUUAAGGGGAGAGAUGUCAUUGUGGACAUCCAGCGGCGCUCCAUCAAGGUCGGCCUGAAGGGACACCCUCCUGUCAUCGAAGGCCAGCUCUACAACGAGGUGAAGGUAGAAGAGAGCUCCUGGCUCAUCGACGAUGGCAAGGUGGUCACUGUCCACUUUGAAAAGAUUAAUAAAAUGGAGUGGUGGAGCCGGAUUGUUACCACAGAUCCAGAAAUUAACACCAAGAAAAUCUGUCCUGAGAACUCAAAGCUGUCAGACCUGGAUGGUGAAACACGUGGCAUGGUGGAGAAGAUGAUGUACGACCAAAGGCAGAAAUCCAUGGGCCUGCCCACAUCCGAAGAGCAGAAGAAACAAGACAUUCUUAAAAAGUUCAUGGCUCAGCACCCAGAGAUGGAUUUCUCUAAAGCCAAAUUCAGCUGAGACUUUCUGUCGUCUGCAGCUUCACCUGUAGAAUCUGCAUCAUCUGAACCACAUGAGAGCUGACGUCAGGCACCAGCCAACUCCCCCUUCAUCUCUUUACCAUUCUUUUGGCUUCAUGUCUUAAGAAUCUUGUUUUUGUUUUGUUGAGACAAAGUUUGAUAAAUGUAACACCUGCAUUCUCCCUUUGCAUGUGGUUUCCAUAUUUAAAGAUGUGUCUGGACUUUUUUUUAAUAAAGAAAUCUAAAAGUUUA